Molecule: messenger RNA, 2619 nt
Organism: Parastagonospora nodorum SN15
Lineage: Eukaryota; Fungi; Ascomycota; Dothideomycetes; Pleosporales; Phaeosphaeriaceae
Exons: 2
Coding region: 1-2619 (872 amino acids)
Source: RefSeq, a predicted model, not a curated record
AUGUCUGCUCCCAAGCGCAAGUAUGUGGAUGAUUUAUCUCCCUCUUACAAGCGUGCCAUUGUCGGCUCGUCACAAGUCGGCCGUGACGUGCAAGCUGGACCAGUCGACCCUCGCCGUGAUACCACAGAGUAUAUGCGAUCACUAUCACGAUACCUCCCUGGUUUUAAUUCCGGCGUGGCGCCCCCAGUCCCGGUGCUGGAGCCUCCUGCUGAACGCUUUGCUCUCUACCACGUUGUGCCGCCCGAGAGCUACCAGAAGCACACGGUUGAGCGGUGUGCAGGUGGUAAACCAUACAAGCCCCAUGCGGUGAUAAUUGGAGUCAAGGAGCCUGUGGGCACCCCAACCGACGCAUCUUUUGAGGCGAUGUUCGGAGUUAAGCAGGCUGCCUCUCCUCAAAUCCCAUUCGAACAGCCCGUUGUGCAGCAUACUGAGCCCUACUCUGUGCAAGCUGCGCAUCUACCGCAUCAUCAUACCCCUACAAUCGGCUACAACGACGCAAGCUCGCGCGAAUAUGCACGUGUCGUAGGCCAGACCUCCUACGGGCAAGUGUACAAUGGAGGUAGGCAAGCAGCUUUUGCCACCGCACAGUCGAAGGACUUUGAAGUAGCCUCCGAGUAUUUGGAAUCCGCUCGUCGGGAGAUAGGUGAUAGGAAGCCCCAUGUUCCGCAAAUUCCCGCUAUCCCAAAGGCCUAUCAUUUCGACUUCCACAGCGACAUCCCGGCCUUCAAGCCAAGCGAAAUAUGGAGCUUGCGACAUCUCCGCCCAAACGAUCGUUCGAAGAUUUACUUGGGCUUCGUCUUCUAUUACAAGACAAUGAUCGUCACUCCUCCAAAGUCUCCGAAGUGGUGGCAGGCUUGGUCUGUCCUGAAGGACAAGACAGCGAUGCUUCGUAUAGCAGAACUCAAGCUCUACACACUUUUUUCACCACGCCAGGGAGAGAAUCAAAAGUCUCGAGCGAAGCGAGAGGCUGAAUGGGUCCAGCUGGUCGGCGAUCAGGAUUGCGCGUGGAGCAUUGAUCCUGCCACACAACAGCUCCGGCGCGUCAAGGACUCUACCACGAUAGAUCUGACCGUUGACUCUGAAACAGCUGUGCAAGGUCCUACUCCAACAUGGAAGGCUGCGGAAGACUUCCUAGCAAUUGUAGAGCGUCGUGCCGAAGAUCUCGCGCCAGUCCAAGAGACUGCCCGAGAGAUUGUGAACGAUGCCCCGAAGCCUGUCAUCGAGGUAUCCGAUCCAGUCCCAGAACCUGCUCGUCAGUCGAAGAAGCGACCUGCAGAGUCUGACAUCGAGAUUGAUCCUGGCCAAGUCCGACCUCCGGCCAAGACAGCGCGAGGUCCGGACAACGACAGCCCAUCCCCCGAGGGCGCUGAGUCGCCGAAACUUCCACCUUUGCCAGCAUUCAAGACCACGGUCCGAGACACCCUGGAGGAGCAAAAGAAGAACGGGUUUUCUGGAACGGCCCCCAGGUACCGUGCCGACGAGAAGGAACUUGGCGGUGGGCGGACCAGCAAAUAUGCCUGGCUUGCACACUACCAAACGGAGCGGGUCGCAGAUCAGGCAAAACUCCCACGCAAGCCAGAACUUUGGGGCUACACGGACGAAAAGAAUGCAGCGUUACCAUACUAUAAGCGACAGUACUCUGGAGACUCCGUGGGUCUGCCUGAUCACCCGUCGGAAAACAUCGAGGACUACGCGACAGACAGCCUUGGACGGUACCAGUGCUUCCAUACGGAGGGCAAGUGCGCGAUGAAGGACGGCAAGUGCGGCCAUAAAUGCUGCACCGAAGGCAACGAUCUCAAAGGGCUCAAGAGUAGUAUUGCAAAGGGUCGAGACACGUACAGGAAAGCCGUGGUGCUCAACGUGUGCAGGAAACUUCUCGACGAUCGGCACAUCUUCUGGGGCAAGUUGAACGCGGAACAGGAAAAGAUUGCAGUCCGUGAAAAAGCCGGUGGAAGAGUCUACAAGAAGAGAAAUCCCAAGGCUCAGGCUCCCGCGCCUGCGCCUUCGCGACAAGCCGCGAUUCCAGCGAAGCCAGCGGUGGUACCACAGGUGAAGAUUAAUCCAAAGGCUCAAGCUCUCACGCUUUCGCAACAAGCGGCCGUUCCAGCUCAGACCGUGGUGAUACCAAAGGCGAAGAAAACACCCGAGGAAGAGUUCGUGGACCUCAUCGCUUAUCGUCGCGAGGACUACGCUCGUACUCGACACUACCCCGACUUCGAAUACUUCGAUAAGUGGUGGAAUGCCGCGCGCCUCAAGAAGUUCAAGCUCCCUGCGACAGCCGAGGAGCAAGCAAUGUGGCAGAAGCCCGGCCCGCAUAGACUCCGCGACGCGCCAUCCGAGGCGCAGCAGAAGAGGCUGGAUGCUGCGGCUCGACAGAAGCAAGAAGCGGAGGUAGAGAUUGCGCGGAAGAAGAAGGAAGCUGAGGCAAACAUCGAGCGGGAGAAACAACAAACUGCUCAGGCUAAGAUGAAGAAGAAGAGUCAGGAAGCCGUCGCUGCAGAGGCAGAAAUACAGCGACACAAACGCAGAGCCGAGAUAUCGAACUCGAAUACUUCCCACAUCGAGCCCGUGGACGAGGGAUGGCUCGAUGCCGACCUCGACGACUUGUUCGAAGACUGA